AACAAGACCAAACCAAAGCCAACGCACGGAGAAAGAGUACAAGAGGGAGGAGAAAAAAAGAACCCCAAAGCAAAGUCAAUACGAACGACCCGGCUAUCCCUCUCUCUCUCUCUCUCUCUCCCCUCUGUCUGUCUGUCUCUGUGUGGACAUACAGCUACGGAAUCGAGACGGGUUUUCAUCUUUAGCGUCGGUUUUUUCCUCCCCACCCUCACCCCUUCUCUCACUUCUCAUCGCGUGGGCAGUGGGGAGAGUCGUCGCGCUUGGUGACCCAUCUUCGUAAUUCGGUUCUUUCUGGGUCGGCGGCGGGCGCGGAGCUGGUUUCUGCUCGUUUCGGUUCGGUGGAACCAGUAAAGAGGUAGAUGGUAGGUGGCAGAGGGCGCCAGUGAGCGGUGGAGGCUGAAUUAUAUGGGCAAUUUAUGCUGCUUCAAGUCUCUGUAUUCUCAGCUUGUAGGAGGGCGGUCCUCAUGUAGCUCCGGCAAGGGGAGGAGCCAUCAGAGCCCCGUCAAAUAUGGCUUUAGCUUAAUAAAAGGGAAAGCAAAUCAUCCCAUGGAAGAUUACCAUGUUGCGAAAUUUUUUCGGACCCAAGGCCGUGAACUUGGUCUUUUUGCCAUCUUUGAUGGGCAUCUAGGAGAUAGCGUUCCUGCGUACCUACAGAAGCAUCUCUUCCAUAAUAUCCUGAAUGAGGAUAACUUUUGGACUGAUCCCAGCCGAUCUAUUGCUAGAGCCUAUGAGAAAACAGAUCAAGCAAUCUUGACACACAACCCUGACCUAGGACGUGGUGGGUCCACAGCCGUCACUGCAAUCCUUGUAAAUGGGCGCGAAUUGUGGGUUGCAAAUGUUGGAGAUUCCCGGGCUGUACUUUCAAGGAAAGGGGAGGCAGUACAAAUGUCUACAGACCAUGAGCCUAACACUGAGCGAGGUAGCAUUGAGAACAGAGGUGGAUUUGUCUCGAACAUGCCAGGAGAUGUUGCAAGAGUGAAUGGCCAGUUGGCAGUGUCUCGUGCUUUUGGAGACAAGAACCUCAAAUCGCACUUGCGGUCUGAUCCCGAUAUAAAAACCUCCAUCAACGAGGAAACUGAUUUUCUCAUCCUUGCGAGUGAUGGUUUAUGGAAGGUCAUGUCUAAUCAGGAGGCAGUCGACAUUGCUCGGAAGAUGAAGGACCCUUUGAGGGCAGCCAAGAGCCUCGCGGCUGAAGCGGUAAAAAGAGAUAGUAAGGAUGACAUAUCCUGCAUCGUUGUUCGUCUAAAGGUGUAGCACCGAAGCCUUGUAUAUUAACGGUAUAGGGGCAAAAAAUGCUGCAACAUUCGCUUGUUGGCGUUGUUGCCAUGAUUCCACCGGUUCAUAAUCCAGCACAAGUUUGGAGGAAAAGAAAUGAAUUCCGAAUUAGGUGAUAGCUUGUGAAUUUUAAAUUCUGUAAGUCAUACAUAAAGUUACUGCACUCGUGUGUGCGGCUUGCUGUUGGUUUGUUCCUUCCAAUAUGUAGGUUCAUUUGCAAUUCGUGCUUGUAAUUUGCUCAUAGUUUACGAAGCUGUGCGAAUACAUAAGUGGAUUUAUUUAUUUGAUAAAAUGAGUGUUAUUAUGUGGCAA
Messenger RNA from Eucalyptus grandis, 1587 nucleotides. Its product is annotated as probable protein phosphatase 2C 10. Gene Ontology annotation, molecular function: protein serine/threonine phosphatase activity. The record is from RefSeq and is a predicted model, not a curated record. Gene Ontology annotation, biological process: protein dephosphorylation. Gene Ontology annotation, cellular component: cytosol; nucleus. NCBI's taxonomy places the organism in Eukaryota, Viridiplantae, Streptophyta, Magnoliopsida, Myrtales, Myrtaceae.